AUGCACAUCAAGGCCACGUCUCGGGGUCUUGAAAGGAAUUUGGCUUCACCCAACAUGGAAAAGCUCAACGAAGACACCCUGCACACUUUACUGGCACACAUCCAAAUUGCAGUCUGGAGAGAUGGUGUGCCUAUCACAAAACUGAUAAAGAUGCUUGCCCAACUCCCGGCAAGCACCAGAGGGCCUUUUCCGGCAACAAGAGAAACCAUAGAGUUGGUUGUUAGACGCUUUCCCUCGGCUCUUUUCAUAGACGCUUAUGACAAGGUCCACAAUCGUUCAAAAGACAGUCCAGUGUCUGCAGGCGUGACAAGAAAGCACACGCUGUCUGCUUAUAAGUUGAGUACCAUCAUGCGUUUCUACGAUGUCAAGGGCCGCAUGACCCAGGUGAUGAGUGGCUAUGGCUUUGCCACGAUGGAACAUCCUGUAAAAUCACUUGUUUUUGUGCGUAAUAUCUAUGUCGAGCAUGCAAGACCCGAUGACCCAAACAGACUCGGCCUGAUAGUAGGGGAUGUAAUCAUCAUGGACGUAGAAGAGAAUGUCGCAAGCAAAACAGCCCCUUUCGAUGCUGUGCGUGUGCGACUUCUUGAAGCUGCCCAGCAGCAUGGGCAUAAUUUGCGCACCACAUCGGUGGUGUCUCGUGCAAACAAUGUUCGUUUUGAUGCUACGCCUGUGAAACAUCUCAAAGGUGCUACUCAGUCAGCUUGCAAUGCACCCCCCACCGUGCCUUACGCAAAUAACAAAGAGCAGUUGUCAAACCAGGUUGGCGUCAUUCAUUCGCUCGAUCGCAAUGGUGGCAUCAUUACCUUUGGCUGCCAAGGUACAGAGUGGGCCUUCUUUACGAGAAAUAGCGUUCCGAAGACCUUGCUGAGAGCCACGGAGAUGAUGCGUGAGGUAUUCAGUGUUGGCGACAAGGUGUGCCUCGACGUGCAGCGAAACCGUAAUACGAGAAGGCAAGAGAAGUGGGAGGCAACCAUGGUGACCACGAUUCAGCACAACACGCGCAGUGUAGUGUUUGAAGAUUACACGGCACCUCCCAGAUUGGCUGUGAAGAGCCGCAUUCCCAAGACCUCACUGAAACCCACGGCAACAUCAACCAAGGCAUCUAGUGUUGGUGACGAGUUGUGCAUCAGUGCGCGGCAACACUUUCAGAGCAAGCGAGAGAAGGGCGAGGUAGCCGUGAUGAACACAGACCAACACAGUGGGUCCAGUAAUGUCUGUAGUGUGCCUACCAGGACUGCAGCUGCAAUGGAGGAAGAGAAGAAAAAGAUGCCUUGCACGAAUGCCACGAAGAAAUGGAUGCCCGGUCGUCUCGUCCUUGACCAGUGCGUCAGCGCAACGUUCUCUGGGCGCAGAAAGCUGUCAGGCUACAGAGGCACCCUUCAUGCCGAGUCUGAAACGUUGGGGCACCUGAAGUGCCAGUGCGAUGGCACCAUCAUAUUGGUGCUAAUCGACAUUGUGUACUACCAUGGCAAAAGGGUCGAGUGUUUCUGCGAGUUGUCGGGAAAGCAGACUUUUGAGCAGGUGAUGGACGUCUUUGUCGACGCGGUUGAAGCCGAGCGCGACUUCUGGCUGGCAACUCUAGUGUGGGCUGGUGAACGCCCUGCAAAACCGCAUGUCAACCGCAGCGAAGACAUAUAUUCAUACGUUCUUGACUCUCUGAGGAACGGGGAGCUUUCGAAGGGUGACAGUCCCGCAUCGCUCAAAUACCGCCUCGACACCUGCCAGAGAUGUCACUCCGCUUCUACAUAUGACACUAUGUUCGCUGGCAGCCGGAACGAGAGCCCCUUUCAGACAGCGGGACGGCACACGACGGUUGGCAAGGUGCAGGAGCAAUGUUGCUGCCCACCAACUGCAUACCCCACUUCCGACAAAGAUGGCGUCGUCCACUCUGAUGUUGCGUUAUCGGGCUGGAAACCCAACGGUGGAGUCCAGCCCGACCAUGACCAACCCGAAGAAGCAGACUUUAUCAUCAUAGACAACAUGAUACAUCCUGCUUUUGUCGACAAUGCCAUGCCAUGCAUUGCAGCCACCUCUGAAACGACAUCAUUUCAAGGCUCCGUCAGCGCCAACUUUGCCGGUGCCUCGGCUGGGCAGUCAGUGGCGUGUUCCAACAUGCCUGGAACUAGGCAAAUGGAAGCGUCCUCACACCAUGAAGACAACACGACCGAUGUGCGUGGUGGUCGUGAUGCUGAAUGCCAUGAGCUUGACGAGCAAACGAUGCAGCGGCUCUUGGCCGCCGUCCGAGACUGGAUCAGAGGCAUCGUGUAUGAAGAGCUACACGAGGCAUUAGAAAAGAUGAACUACAUUCAGCUCCGUGAAGGCGUUGAUUUUGCUGCCACGCAGAAAGCCACAUGUCCAGCUUAUCUUGACAAUGCCAUGUCACGCACUGAAGUCACAUCUGGACCAAUGGCCUUUCAAGGCUCCACGAGAGCUGGUUUUGCUGACACCUCGUCUGGACUGGUAGCAGCACGCUCCAACAUACCUGGAACAACACAACUGGCAGCAUCCUCACGCCGUGGUGCUAACGCUGAAUACUGCAAUCUGGACGUGAGUUGUCAACUUGCUGUGCUGCAUGCCAGACUUGUACAGCACAGCUGUCGCGUGCAUUUUGAAUAG
Molecule: messenger RNA, 2616 nt
Organism: Rhipicephalus sanguineus (brown dog tick)
Lineage: Eukaryota; Metazoa; Arthropoda; Arachnida; Ixodida; Ixodidae
Exons: 8
Coding region: 1-2616 (871 amino acids)
Source: RefSeq, a predicted model, not a curated record